AUGUCCAUGACUGGCCGAGUUCUCCGUCACAACAAGAAAUUAGCAAAGUCUAGAUAUUCUCCGUACACAUUAGGGACGAAAGAGAAGCAGAAGCAGGAGCAGAAAGAGGAGGCUGUACGACUAGGAGUUGAGCUCUCUCUCUUUCUGGCUGAAGCAAUGUUCCUAUUAUCUGAUGACAUACGUUCUAUGUUAUAUGUGUUUGAAACAUAUAUCAAACCCAAGAAUGGAGUUUAUCAUGAUGGUGGCAAAUCAAUCCAAUGGGAACAAUUCAAAAUGUCCUCCUAUUAUUUUGCUUUUGGAGUCAGAAUUUUGGCUCGCAUUGUUUCGGUUCUCAAAACUGGUGGUCUAGUGAAACCUUCUGGUGUUGAACGAUACAAACAAGAGCUUAAGACGCUAGAGGAGAAUUUGAGUUAUGUCAAGGAUGUAUCAAAGGCGAAUGGGUUUGCGAGAGAAGCUAUAGAGUCCAAGAUUUUGCACUUUUGGAAGUCUCUCUUUGAAACAACGUCACCGGAAAUGAUAAACCCUAAUAAGACUAUAGUUCUUGAGUUGUUUACGCCUCUUUUGAACGAAGCAAGUCGUGUUGCUUGCUCUCGUCGCCUUACUUCUUUACGCAUAUGA
Molecule: messenger RNA, 618 nt
Organism: Camelina sativa (false flax)
Lineage: Eukaryota; Viridiplantae; Streptophyta; Magnoliopsida; Brassicales; Brassicaceae
Source: RefSeq, a predicted model, not a curated record